Molecule: messenger RNA, 1398 nt
Organism: Vicia faba (fava bean)
Lineage: Eukaryota; Viridiplantae; Streptophyta; Magnoliopsida; Fabales; Fabaceae
Source: the annotation of a GenBank genome assembly
AUGUCUAGUACCGAAGCUGUGAACAACAACAUGGAUGAUCAACUUCAUGUCAUCAUGUUCCCAUUCCUAGCAUUUGGUCACAUAAGUCCUUUUGUUCAAUUAUCCAACAAGCUUUUCUCCAAUGGAGUUCGCAUCACUUUCUUGUCAGCAUCAUCCAACAUUGACAAAAUCAAAACUACAUUUAAUCUCAACCCAUCCAUCAACAUUAUCCCACUUGAGUUUCCCAAUGGCAUAACCAACACUGCUGAAUUGCCACCUCACUUAGCUGGAAACCUCAUUCAUGCUCUUGACCUCACUCAACCUCAGAUCAAGUCCCUUUUAUUAGAACUCAAACCUCAUUAUGUUUUCUUUGACUUUGCACAAAACUGGCUUCCAAAACUAGCUUCUGAACUUGGUGUUAAAUCUGUUGAUUUUUCUGUUUUCUCUGCUAUUUCUAGUUCUUACGUUACUGUGCCUUCAAGACUUGAUGAUAUUGAAGGAAGAAGCAUCAGUUUUGAGGAUCUUAAAAAACCUCCAAAAGGGUUUCCACAAAAAAACAAUAACUCCCUCAAGAGCUAUGAGGCCAUGGACUUUAUGUUUUUGUUUAGAAAAUUUGGUGAAGGUUUAACUGGCUAUGAACGAGCUAAACAGAGUCUUAGUGAAUGUUCAUAUUUUGUUUUCAAAUCAUGCAAGGAAAUAGAAGGACCUUAUAUAGAGUACUUAGAGAAAGAGUUUGGUAAACAAGUUCUGUUAGCCGGUCCAUUGGUUCCAGAGGCAUCAAAUGAUGUGUUGGAGGAAAAAUGGUCGAAAUGGUUGGAUAAUUUUCCAGCAAAAUCAGUGAUAUUUUGCUCAUUUGGGAGUGAGACAUUUCUGAGUGAUGAACAAAUCAAUGAACUAUCAUCUGGGUUGGAACUCACUGGUUUACCAUUCAUUUUGGUUUUGAAUUUUCCAUCCAAAUGUGCAGAAACUGAGCUGGAAAGAGCAUUGCCAGAAGGGUUUUUGGAAAGAGUGAAAGGUAGAGGUAUGGUGCACAGUGGCUGGUUGCAGCAACAGCUUAUUCUGAAACACAAUAGUGUUGGAUGCUAUGUUUGUCAUGGUGGUUUUAGUUCUGUGAUUGAAGCUAUGGUGAAUGAUUGUCAACUUGUGCUGUUACCUUCUAAGGGUGAUCAGUUUUUCAAUUCAAAGUUGGUUGCUAAUGAUAUGGAGGCAGGGAUUGAGGUGAAUAGAAGGGAAGAAGAUGGAUAUUUUUAUAAAGAGGAUAUAGUGAAAGCAGUGAAGAUUAUAAUGGUGGAUGAUGAGAAAGAACCUGGGAAGAGCAUAAGAGAAAAUCACACCAAAUGGAGGAAUUUUAUGUUAAAUAAAGAAACUCAGAAUAAAUUUAUCAUUGAUUUGGUUGCCCAGUUGAAGUCUCUGGCUUAG